Drosophila virilis is the source of this 496-nucleotide messenger RNA. RefSeq lists its product as uncharacterized. Lineage: Eukaryota; Metazoa; Arthropoda; Insecta; Diptera; Drosophilidae. The record is from RefSeq and is a predicted model, not a curated record.
CAGUAUAAUUUGUGGCACAGCAAUUGAAACACGUUUAAAUCGAGCGAGCAACGGAAAACAAGUUUAGCGACCAAGACAACGAGCUACUGUGUACAAAAAGUAAAAGGCAGAUCCGCGUGUGUAUAACUAGCAAUGACUUUAAUUGCGAAACUUUUCAAUAUAUUGGUGAUUUUUUUGUGCGCACAACAUGAACUGAUCAAAAUAAACGCAUAUGAUCCAAAUGAUACCAAAAUCGUUGAGUGUUGCCUGCCACCCGCUGGCAUGUUUGAGGCCUUCUAUCCGCGUGAAGUGGAGGGCAUACCAAACAGUGCAUCUCGGCCCGCUCACGGGCAUGGCAGCUUCUUCAAGCAUCGAAAUCCUGCAUUGGUGGAUACAAAAAAUGCAGCUGCCUAUGGCUACCGAUUUGAUGGGAAGCGGCGCUUCAAUUUUGAUUAGUUUUUAACCAUUGCAAAUGUUCAAAUGCAAAUUCAAGAAAAUAAAAAAAAAUUUCAAUAUG